This is a messenger RNA of Menidia menidia (Atlantic silverside), 2954 nucleotides long. Lineage: Eukaryota; Metazoa; Chordata; Actinopteri; Atheriniformes; Atherinopsidae. The record is from the annotation of a GenBank genome assembly.
CAAAGUGAAGUUUAUUAGACUACAUAUCCCAGAGGUCUUUGUAUCGAAAGUGAUGUCACCUGAUGAUAACGUAGAAGGGGAGGGUGUGCUAAUGUUUACAACAUUUCCUCAUCAAAACAUUAAUUUUUGGGAGUAUUUUUGCUAAGUUUUAUAUGCCAGCCAAGUGAUGGAACAUAUUGAAUGAACACGUCACGCUGACAGUGUCCCAAUGGAGUGGGUAUUCAUCAUGAACCGGAUGAGCUCUCAGGGUAGCUCUGCAGUGCAGCGGAGGCGGAUGGCCCUGGGGGUGGUGAUUCUGCUGCUGGUGGAUGUUAUCUGGGUUGUGUCUUCUGAGCUAACAACAUACAUUUUUAAGCAACAGGAGUACAACAAACCUUUCUUCAGCACAUUCACCAAGACAUCCAUGUUUGUGCUAUAUUUGCUGGGUUUUGCCCUGUGGCGGCCCUGGAGGCAACAGUGUACUGGCCGGCGCCAGCGCUCUGCAUUUUUUGCUGAUGCUGAGGCCUACUUUGCUCCCUGCACCACUGAAACCACUGUGAACAACUGCUUGAGUGAACCACUUUAUGUACCAGUAAAGUUUCAGGACAUACCCACUGAGCACGCCAAAUGUUUAAUCGGAGAUGCUUCCAAAAAACAUCGUGUCCGUUUUAGCAAUAUCAUAGAAGUGCGUCAAUUGCCUUCUACUCAAGCCUUAGAGGCAAAGCUGUCCCGCAUGUCCUACCCAGCUGCCAAAGACCAUGAGGCCAUGUUACGCACUGUGGGAAAACUAACCAUCACGGAUGUAGCCAAAAUCAGCUUCUUCUUCUGCUUUGUGUGGUUCUUGGCUAACCUGUCCUACCAAGAAGCCCUGUCUGACACGCAGGUUGCAAUAGUCAACAUUCUGUCAUCUACUUCAGGCCUCUUUACACUCAUCUUAGCAGCCAUCUUUCCUAGCAACAGCAGCGACCGUUUCACCCUGUCCAAACUUUUAGCCGUGGUUCUGAGUAUGGGAGGUGUUGCGCUUGUGAGUCUCUCCAGUAUGGACAGUCCAGAUGAGAACGGUGUUACAGGUUCUCUCUGGUCACUGGCGGGGGCAAUGCUGUAUGCUGUCUACAUAGUAAUGAUCAAGAGACGAGUGGAUCGGGAGGAUAAGCUUGACAUUCCAAUGUUCUUUGGGUUUGUGGGUCUGUUCAACCUGCUACUUUUGUGGCCUGGCUUCCUCCUGCUUCACUACACAGGCUUUGAGGCCUUCGAGCUUCCCAGUCAGCUUGUGUGGACAUACAUCCUCAUAAAUGGCCUUAUCGGAACUGUUCUCUCAGAGUUCCUCUGGCUCUGGGGCUGUUUCCUCACAUCAUCUCUGAUUGGGACUUUAGCAUUGAGCCUCACUAUUCCUCUGUCCAUUAUGGCAGAUAUUUACAUGCAGAAAGUCCAUUUUUCGUGGUUAUUUUUUGCGGGGGCAGUACCAGUCUUCCUUUCCUUCUUUAUUGCCACCCUGUUAUGUCACUACAAUAACUGGGACCCUGUCCUGGUUGGGCUGAGGAGGGUAUAUGCUUUUAUUUGUAGGAAACAUCGCAUUCAGAGGCUACCAGAAGACAGUGAGCAGUGCGAAAGCCUUAUUCCACUAAACACAGUCUCCCCCAGUGGCCACUGUGGAUUUGACACUGUUGACCUGACAAUCUGGAAAAUUGACGUACUUAUCCCAGUGCCUCCUAUUAAUUUUGUUUUUAUUUGUUUACAACAGUUUUUGAGAUAAGUCCUCUGUCGUUCAUUUUCUGCCAGCAAGACUGAGAUUCAGUCUUUAUUUUCAGUGUAAUGAAUCCUGAUGGUACAAGGUGUAGGGUAUCAUCAGUAUUUACAGCACUGUUACGUAACCAAAUAAAAUUGUACAUUUUACACUCAUUCGUAACACUAACAGAAAAGUAUGUCUGUGUUAAGUUCAUUUUUAGAGAGGAUUUUAAUUUAUGUCAGUGAAGUCCUGAAGACUGAUCUUGUCUGAAACUUUUGCUGCUUGUUUUACAGAGACAGUGCAUCAGUACAGAUGUCAAUCUGUGAAAACAAUACCUUGAGACUAGAACUAAAUCUGCAGUAUGUGCAACAUUGGCAUGAAUUUCAUGACCUAAAGCCUGAGAGUUGUACACUGUCAGAAAUUUUCUGUGGAAUUUCUAAGCAAAACUUUGGUUUAAAUGCACAGAUAUGCCUUUAUGAUAAGUCAGUCAACGUAACUUUGUUUUCAUGACCAGUCAGAAGCAUGGCCGAAUAUAUGCCCCUGCUCGGGCUCUUUUGGACCUCUUAAAAAUACUUUCCUUUAAAUUUAUCACACUAGUGAUUUGACAUAUUUCAACAUACAAAAACAAAAAAACUAAUCUUGAUGUUUCCUUUGUUUUAUAAACCCCAUAACUGACUACAGCUGAACAAGAACGUAUUGAAUCCUUCAUGUAAACAACUUGUUUGGUUUCUCUUUUUCACUGUCUGUGCUGGAUUUUACGGACGAUACAAAUGUCACUCUGCUGGAAUCAAUGGUUAACUUUUUAAAUCAUAACUGCUGCUGGUUUUAAUUGAAUCAUAAUGUCUUUAGUUUUAAAUGGAGAUGCUACCGUGUCAUUUUGGCUGUUUGUUAUUGGCUUUCUUUUCCUUCAGAUAAAAAGUUUGUUAUCUGUGUUUGAUGGUUCAUAAAACAGUAAGCACUUUCUCUUAGCAGCAGUUCUACUCAGAUAGUCCAGUAUGUUAACACAACAGUUAAAGGGGAAAUGUAAUUGUUUUUGCAUUCAUCUUAAGAAAAAGAAAAAAUUGUGCAUCACAGUUUUAAUUGCACUCAUGACUAACUGCCUGUUGGAAAUAUGAGAAGUUUCAAAAGGCUGAUUGAGAGCAAAUUAGCAAGUUCAGAUUUUUAAUUGAUAAAUAGAAAAUAGUUUGGCUCAUUGUAUGUUUUGGGACUUUUAAUUUUUUUUUAAAAAGAUUUUGUUGGCUCUAGUGGC